Messenger RNA from Necator americanus (New World hookworm), 630 nucleotides. RefSeq lists its product as uncharacterized. Bases 1 to 630 code for a protein of 209 amino acids. Lineage: Eukaryota; Metazoa; Nematoda; Chromadorea; Rhabditida; Ancylostomatidae. Gene Ontology annotation, molecular function: catalytic activity. The transcript has a single exon. The record is from RefSeq and is a predicted model, not a curated record.
AUGGCGAUCUGUACUUAUAACGCACGUACGCUUGCAUCGGAAGCGGCCAUCGAAGAUCUGAUGAUGCAAGCCAAGAAGAUCAAGUACGACGUCAUCGGACUGACCGAGACGAGACGACGUCACCCUCUCAACGCCGUAUAUGAAACUGGAGAAGAACUGUUCUUAGGAACAUGCGACAGUAGAGGUGUUGGUGGAGUUGGCGUCCUCGUCAACACGAGUUUGGCAAAGAACAUCGACUCUUUUGAACAACUUACGACCCGAAUCGGACGUCUGCGGAUGAGAAGAUGUGGCCCAAUACCAGCUUUGACUAUCUUCGUCGUUUACGCUCCAACAUCAAGCUACGAAGAAGAAGAAGUCGAAGCUUUCUAUAUGGACCUGGAGAAGUUCUACCAAGAAGAUCAUGCCUUCUACAAGGUCAUAGUUGGCGACUUCAACGCUAAGGUUGGCCCAAGAAGAACGCCGGAGGAACUUCACAUCGGGACCCACGGCCUACAAUGGAAUGACCAGGGAGAGAGGCUCGCCGAGUUCAUCAUGACGACUAAGACCAUCCAUGGGAACUCGCAAUUUCGAAGCCCUCUUCUUUACGCUGGACGUGGGAGUCACCCGGUGGAGGGUACCGUAAUGAAAUAG